CAUCCUCCUGCAUUCAGGAUGUUCCUCAGGUUCCCUGGAGGGACUGUGAUGUGUAUUCCCACCUUACCCUUCUGUCUUCACUUCACCUUCUUUUACUAAAACUUUCCAUUAGCUUGAUGCAUAGAUUAAGCACAAUAUGCUGUUGCACAAGUGUCGGUUUAGCAGUUGAGUUUGUAAUUUAGCUGCUUCCUGCCUCUUCACCCCACCCAAGACAAAAGGAAAGAAGAAAAUUGUCCUCGGACUAAUUCUCUGAUCAAACGUUUGUUGUGGCUGGUGGGAAGGGCAGAGUGAGUGCAGCUUUGUGGAGGGUGGGACCACAGGGUUUUGUCCCUGCACGAUACUGACUCUGCUGUUUUGAACAGGAUCUCGAGUAGCAGGAUGGAAGAACUCUAACUGAUACAGAGAACAGGCCCUUUCAACAUGGAGAACAUUCCUGUUGAUUCGGAACUGGAUAGAAAUUCACAUCAUGGUGAGAACAGUGACUCUCCUGGACCAUCAACAGCGGUAACAAACAGUGAUGAACAGCCUAUAACUCCAGGAAAAAUGAACCAGCACCAGGGGAAGGAAGCCUAUUUUACUCCAACCAAAGAGUUACUCCAACCAUGUCUCAGUCCAGGAACUUCCCAUAGUCAUGGUUUUGACAGAGGGAAGGAUGAUACGUCACAAAAUAAAGAUGAUUCGGCGUAUUCUAUGUCAAAAAGCAAGUCUGAAUCCAAGCUUUUCAAUGGCUCUGAGAAGGACAUCUCUCAAUCUGCAAGCAAACUUACAAAAAAAGAAUCUCUCAAGGUUCAGAAGAAAAACUACAGAGAAGAAAAGAAGAGAGCCACGAAAGAAUUACUUAGCACGAUCACGGACCCCGCAGUUAUUGUUAUGGCUGACUGGCUGAAGAUUCGUGGUACCUUGAAAAGCUGGACCAAACUGUGGUGUGUACUGAAACCAGGAGUGUUGCUUCUUUACAAAACUCCCAAAAAUGACCAGUGGGUAGGAACAGUGCUGCUGAACGUUUGUGAACUCAUCGAGAGGCCUUCUAAAAAAGAUGGCUUUUGUUUCAAACUUUUUCAUCCUUUGGAGCAGACCAUAUGGGCUACAAAGGGUCCUAAAGGUGAAGCAGUUGGUGCUAUAACUCUGCCAUUGCCCAGCAGUUACUUGAUCAUCCGAGCUGCUUCAGAAUCAGAUGGCAGGUGUUGGAUGGAUGCUUUGGAGCUGGCACUGAAAUGUUCAAGUCUGCUUAAACGUACAAUGAUUAGGGAAGGUAAAGAACACGAUUUGAACUCCUCAGCCGACAGUACUCAUGUUUCUUUCUAUGGUCUGCUUCGUGCUAACAACUUGCACUGUGGAGAAAACUUACCGUUAAAUGACAGUGAAGUUGAAAGGCAUCACUUCAAAGAUCAAGAUACAUACUCUGACAAGUCUGAUAAGGAAAAUGACCACGACCACGAGGAAUCUGAUAAUGAUGGACUGGGGAAAAGUGAAGAAAGCGACAGCGACACAUCAGAGCGACAGGAUGAUUCUUAUGUCGAUCCAGAACCAAUUGAUAUCAGGGAAACUACUUACUUAGAACAGAGUCAUGAAGAACUUGGGGAGGCAGGUGAGGCUGCUCAGACAGAAGAAGUGUCAGAAGAAAACAAAAGUUUGAUCUGGACACUCUUGAAGCAAGUCCGGCCAGGAAUGGACUUGUCCAAGGUUGUGCUGCCUACAUUUAUUUUGGAACCUCGCUCUUUCCUGGACAAGCUGUCUGAUUACUACUACCAUGCAGACUUUCUGUCCGAAGCUGCUCUUGAAGAGAAUGCUUACAACCGCAUGAAAAAAGUAGUGAAGUGGUAUUUAUCAGGAUUCUACAAAAAGCCAAAGGGACUAAAAAAGCCGUACAAUCCUAUACUUGGAGAGUUUUUCCGCUGCAUGUGGAUUCAUCCAAGGACAAACAGCAAGACUUUUUAUAUUGCAGAACAGGUGUCACAUCAUCCUCCAAUAUCUGCCUUCUAUGUUAGCAACCGCAAGGAUGGUUUUUGCCUUAGUGGUAGCAUUCUGGCCAAAUCAAAAUUCUAUGGGAAUUCAUUAUCUGCCAUACUAGAUGGAGAAGGACGGCUAACGUUUCUAAAUAGGGGAGAGGAUUAUGUAAUGACAAUGCCAUAUGCCCAUUGUAAAGGAAUUCUUUAUGGAACAAUGACCUUAGAGCUUGGAGGAAUAGUCAACAUCACCUGUGAGAAAACUGGCUACAGUGCAACGAUUGAAUUCAAACUCAAGCCUUUUUUGGGUAACAAUGACAGUGUUAACCAAAUAUCAGGGAGAAUUAAGCUUGGCAAAGAAGUUCUGGCUUUUUUAGAGGGUCACUGGGACAGUGAAGUUAUUAUUAGUGACAAGAAGACAGGUGUUUCAGAGACAUUCUGGAACCCAACAUCUGAUAUAAAGCAGCGUAGAUUACAUAGAUACACUGUGAAGUUUGAAGAGCAAGAUGACUUCGAGUCAGAGAAGCUCUGGCAACAAGUGACAAAAGCAAUAAAUAAUAAAGACCAAACAGAAGCUACUCAGGAGAAAUAUAUUCUGGAAGAAGCUCAGAGAAAGAGUGCCAAAGAGAGGAAACUUAAGGGUGAAGAGUGGACAUGCAAGCUGUUCGAUCAGGAUUCAGUCACAGGAGAAUGGCACUACAAAUAUGCUGAUACCAGACCAUGGGACCCUUUGAAUGAUAUGAUCCAGUUUGAAAAAGAUGGCACAAUCCAGACGAAAGUUCGACAUCGGACACCAAUGGUUACUGUUCCAAAAAUCAAACGAAAGCCAACCAGUCAGAAGAUAGGAGAGUGUGGUUUCUCAUCCCCAGAGCCUGAUAACCAAGAUUCCUCUGGGAGUGAAGCACAACUGAAGCAUAAUACAAGAAUAAGGAAAAAAGGGGCAGACCUUGGUGAACUGCAGAGUGCCAUUGAGUCUAUAAAGGAGACGCAGGAAGACAUUAAGAGGGAGAUCAUGGCACUACGAAAUAGAGUCAUUUCUAAUUCAUCACCCUGGGACUACCAUUCCUUGCAGUUUAAGCACUAUGUCUUCAUUGUACUCAUGGUUCUGCUACAGCUUAUCAUUAAUUUCUUGUUCAAAUAAGAAGUGUGAACAAAGGCCUUCUUGAACUGGAAUGAUCAAACUGUUACUGGGGACCAUAUUUUAAGCUGGACUUCAAAUGAUGCAAUAUUAUGUAAAAGAACCGUGUAGCAACAACUCACAGAACUUUGCCUCAGCGUUCAUGGUUCAGAAUCAUACUUCUGUCUACCCAGUUGCAGUAAGAAUUGUGUAAGUGCCACAGUACACUCUUGCUCCUGGUGUGUGCCUCUGUCUCACAGUAAUGCGGCAUCAGCCUUGUGUUUCUAUUGCGUCAUACUGGUGAAUUUUCACCACAGAAUAGCUCAAGUUAAACACUGAGGUCAGACCCUGUAGGUAGGAUAUGAUUCCUAUUAUGGUAGAAUGAUAAACAGGCAUACUUCAUUACAUAUAAACUUACCAUUUUUGUAACAAAGAAACUUUUGAAGUAGCCAACAGCUUUUGUAAAUGGCAAUGGGUGUUUGGAAGUAAACUUUUGUUUAAGGUCAAACAAAUACAUUAUUAAACGAAAAAAUAGUGAGUAUUAGGAAAUAGCAAGUAAAAAGUUAAAGUCUUUGAGAAAUCUGCAACAUAAUGUCCUUGACUUGUUUUGGAAGUAUGAGGUUUUUAUCCUGAAUUACUAUAGGCUUGUAAGCCAGCUGUUUUAUAGUUUGAAAACUUAAGAUUCAUCAUAAAAACAUUCCCACACCUACUGUACAGAGCACGUUUUUAACAGUACGACAGCCAAGAGGUAGUUUUGGUCUACUCUCAUGAAUCGCAAAUGUCAAGGAUUUCUGGUAUGUUUGUAAGUCUUGAAAAAUCUGCAGCUUUAGAUUUACAUUUGUGUAUGGCCCUGUCACAGUAAGCAAUCAGACUGCUGAUGCUCACGGUUAUUUUUGAAACAAAAUGUGAAGAGGCGUGCUUAGCGUGUAACUUUGACCUGAAUCUCCAAAAGGCAAUAUAGAAUAGGAUUCAGGCACUGUGAUGAGUAGACCUGCAAAUGAAAAUGUGUGUGUUUACACAGGGGAAGCUCAGAAACUGUGGGAUAGCUAACACCACAUAUCUCAAAACGACUAAGAGGAAAAUCCAAGUGUUUGUGAAAUCCCUCUCUACUGCAAAUAUCUACUACCUACCAGAAUACAUGGAUGCACCUUCUUAGUAUGCUGUAGGCAUACAAAUUCAUGCAAAGCUUAAGUUUAAAUUCAAAACCAGGGUUUAUAACAUUUUUUUAUUUGAAGAAAUAUAUGCAUGUAUAGAAUUUGUAAAAUUCCAGCAAAAACGUAGUGCUGGUGUUUAUCUGGUGAGUUUCCUGUGCCAGUCAAGCAUACCAAGGCAAAAAGGGGUUGUAGAAAUGAAAAGGUAUUUUCAGUACCCCAGGUUAGAUAACAAGAGGAUGAGUAGCACAAUGUGAAGGGCAGCCAAGUUUAUUUUCAGAGGAUCCUCUCAGAAAUCACAUCCAUCCUGGGCAGUGGAACAGUUCAAAUGUCAUAUGUUUCGCUUUUUGCCAUGGCCAGAUUAUGCUUCUGCCUCGGGCAGCCUACCUGACUCUCCAGGUGAUCUGCCUCUCUGUUCUGCAUCAGUCUCACUAGUAUUUAGUGAAAAUACUGUUUACUCGUUUAUCUGUCCAGCUUAUAUAUUUCUGUGGCUGACACUUUCAGGCACCUCCUCUUCUUGUUAACCUUUCCU
Sturnus vulgaris (Common starling) is the source of this 4746-nucleotide messenger RNA. The record is from RefSeq and is a predicted model, not a curated record. Lineage: Eukaryota; Metazoa; Chordata; Aves; Passeriformes; Sturnidae.